UUGGUAGACGAUAUUAUUCGCCCUUUACCAUUCGCUACAAUUAUUUUUAUCUCAGGGUGUACUGCGUUUUUAAUCAGAAAAUUUGCUUCUUUUGUAAUGCCGGAGGAGAGUUGUUUUAUCUCUUGCUGUUCCAGGCAGCUUAGAGGCGGCGUUCUGAAAAUAAAAGACGGUUGAGAAUAUAUAACUCUGGUUUUUGGGCUCGCUAAAUUUGGGCUUUGGUUUCGGAAGGGGUAGUGGUUUUCUGGGUUUUCUUUGGCCUGCAAAUUUAGCGAGCCUUUUUUGUGGGCAAGAAGGAGAGAUGAGAUCCAGGCGAAGAAAGGCAGCGGAAUGCCCGAUGGAAAGGAGGAGAAGCAACCCUCUCUUCAGAGGACUAUAGCCCAUCUUGUUUAUUUUGGCAGCACAGCAGAACAAAACUACAUUUAAGGCCUCUGAAUAUGCGUUGUUGCGGAGGUCCAUAUUGAUAUAAAUUGCUGUUGGUAAGCCGUGUCUACGGUGAUAAAGAUAAGAGAAGAGGAACGGUGAUGGAGGAAAUCGCAGUGGCGAAAGCCGUAGGUUGCCGUUGCCGCUGUUUAUCAGAAUGCGCUUGUGAGUAUGGGUGUCAGGCUAAAAGCCGUGCUGCUCGACGGAGGCGGAUGGAGAUCCGACAGUUCAAACUGGUUGCUGCAAAUGCAGCGGCCAUAUCGUCGGGGCCGAGCAAAAAGAGAGCUAAGCUGGGCCAUAAUGGCCGCCGUACCUCGGAUGAAGCGGCAGACGAAAGGGAAGAAAAUCCGGUGACAGAAAAGGCGGCGAGAUCUGUCGGUUCUUCGCAGCCGUGGGUUUUGGCGUCAAGAGACAGGGACGUAGUCUCGUGCCCACAGCAUGGCGUGGUGUCAAUCUGCGGUAGAAGGCGGGAAAUGGAGGACGCCGUGAGGGUUGUUCCGUCCUUCGUGGCUGGAGCCGAUGGCGUCUACCAUUUCUUUGCGGUCUUUGACGGCCAUGGCGGAUCCCAGGCGGCUUUGCACUGCAAGGAGCGGCUCCAUGAGGCCUUAGCGGAGGAGAUCCGUUUGACGGACCCUGUAACGGCGACGGAGUGGGAGUCCGUGAUGAAGGCAUGUUUUCUCAAGAUGGACGUGGAGGUUGCGGGGCUUUGCGGAAGUGGAAAGCAGCUCGACGGUCGGGGGUUCGAAUCUCAAGGACACACUGAAACUUCAGAACCCUCUGAAGCCAGGGCGACGGAGACCGUAGGAUCAACAGCUGUGGUUGCAGUGGUGAGCAGCAGACAGAUUGUGGUGGCCAACUGCGGAGAUUCCAGAGCCGUUCUCUCUACCGCUGACAAUUCUGUUGCGCUCUCUGCCGAUCACAAGCCCGAGGGGGCGGAAGAGAUGGCGCGAAUUGAAGCCGCGGGCGGCAGGGUUAUUUAUUGGAACGGAUACCGUGUUUUAGGUGUACUGGCCAUGUCUCGAGCAAUAGGAGACAAGUAUUUGAAGCCGUACGUGAUUGCAGAGCCGGAUCUGAGAGUGAGAGAGAGAAAUGCAGAGGAAGAGUGCCUGAUUCUGGCAAGCGACGGCCUUUGGGACGUCGUGUCAAACGAUGUGGCGUGUGAAGUGUCGCGCAGAUGCCUGGCGUUUCAUGGCAGAGGAGGAGGAAGGAAUAGCAGCUACGAACAUAUCAAUGGCGGCGACAAGGCAGAUCCGCCGUCGGAAUCACCCGCAGCCACGGCAGCAGCGUUGCUAACAAAACUAGCCCUCGCGCGUGGCAGCUCUGAUAACAUCAGCGUAAUUGUUGUCGAUCUCAGGAAGCCUCGAUAAUUGCUCCUUUUCAUUCUUUCUUAUAUUUCAAAUUUUCAUUACAUUCCGCAUCAAAGUAUGCAUCGCUUAAUAUUAUUAUAAAAUUAUAUUUUGUAAAUACUUUUCCAGAAUUGAGAGGACAAAUAUACUGUCCCUUUCUAGAUGUUGUUGCUAUGACUGACACGUGGAGCGAGACAUACAUACUAAUGUAGACCAAAUUCAGCUCAAAGGAGGGCAAAUGUUUUUUUCUUCGUUCCUUUGAUUUUUUGUUUCGAGAAGCUUCUGAAUUUGUUAGCACAUUAUAUAUAUAUAUAAAAUUUGCAAAGACACUUUUCAUUAUUA
Messenger RNA from Cryptomeria japonica (Japanese cedar), 2108 nucleotides. RefSeq names its product protein phosphatase 2C 51. The record is from RefSeq and is a predicted model, not a curated record. Gene Ontology annotation, cellular component: cytosol; nucleus. The coding region runs from base 522 to 1787 and encodes 421 amino acids. The transcript is spliced from 5 exons. Lineage: Eukaryota; Viridiplantae; Streptophyta; Pinopsida; Cupressales; Cupressaceae. Gene Ontology annotation, molecular function: cation binding; protein serine/threonine phosphatase activity. Gene Ontology annotation, biological process: protein dephosphorylation.